Messenger RNA from Rhodamnia argentea, 968 nucleotides. RefSeq names its product cysteine proteinase inhibitor 6. Lineage: Eukaryota; Viridiplantae; Streptophyta; Magnoliopsida; Myrtales; Myrtaceae. Bases 80 to 811 code for a protein of 243 amino acids. The record is from RefSeq and is a predicted model, not a curated record. Gene Ontology annotation, molecular function: cysteine-type endopeptidase inhibitor activity. The transcript has 4 exons.
AAUCCCCCCCUCUCUCCUCUUCGUUCUCUUUUAACUUCUCAUCGAAUACAGCAGAUCAGGAGACGAUCAUGAAAUCGCCAUGAAACUGAAGCUCAUCGCCUACUUAUUCUCGUCUCUCCUCGUAGUGUCGGCCUCUGCAGCGCUCGGAGAAGCAGGUUUCUGCGCCGAUCGAGAAGCGGGAACGGAAGGGGACGGUUCUCAUCCCAUGGCCACUCUCGGUGGAGUUCGCGAGUCGCGAGGGGCCGAGAACAGUGUCGAGGUCGAAAGCCUCGGCCGUUUCGCCGUCGACGAGCACAACAGCAAGGAGAAUGGACUCCUCGAGUUUGCGAGGGUGGUGAAGGCACACGAACAGGUGGUUGCUGGUACCUUGCACCAUCUUACAAUUGAGGCAGUGGAUGCAGGUAAAAAGAAGCUCUACGAAGCAAAGAUCUGGGUGAAGCCAUGGAUGAACUUCAAAGAAUUGCAGGAAUUCAAGCAUGCUGGUGAUGUCCCCUCCUUCACACCCUCAGACCUUGGUGCUAGGAGAGGUGGGCAUGGUCCUGGUUGGCAAGAAGUGCCUGUUCACGAUCCCGAAGUCCAGGAUGCUGCAAAUCACGCCGUGAAGACUAUUCAGCAAAGGUCCAAUUCCCUGUUCCCGUAUGAACUUCAUGAGAUUGUUCAUGCAAAAGCUGAGGUAGCGGAGAACUUGGCCAAAUUCGACAUGCUUCUCAAGGUCAAGAGAGGCGACAAAGAAGAGAAGUUUAAAGUUGAAGUGCACAAGAACCAUGAGGGAAUCCUACAGCUGAAUCAGAUGGUGCCUGAGCAACCCUGAGUUGUGAUGUUUUAUAUCACUUUGGUUUCCAAUACGAACUCCUCUCUGCAUGAACUACCUAGUGUGUCUUUGUAUGUUCCGAGUUCUCCUGUGAACUGAAAAAAAACUGACGUGUAGUCUCCUGUGACUGAUAAACAUUAGCUCGUUUUCACUCUUA